This is a messenger RNA of Gadus chalcogrammus (walleye pollock), 1859 nucleotides long. It is a transcript of the gene ppp1r27a, whose product is annotated as protein phosphatase 1, regulatory subunit 27a. The transcript has 3 exons. The record is from RefSeq and is a predicted model, not a curated record. Gene Ontology annotation, molecular function: phosphatase binding. Lineage: Eukaryota; Metazoa; Chordata; Actinopteri; Gadiformes; Gadidae. Bases 387 to 1244 code for a protein of 285 amino acids.
GCACCGCCGGCCCCCCUAGACGAGACACAGCCCCACUCUGGAUAACACCCCCACGGCGCUUACACACAGGGCCACAGGGAGACGGCCCCCGGGACAACAGCAAGGGCACCAGAGGGGAGACUCGGAGACCGGGUGGUCCGCACGGGACCCCCUCUAGCAAGGGUCCGGCCACCGCCGAAGGGGGAGGAGCCUCUCUGCACGCGGAUACCAGCAACAGGAAGGGAUUAGAGACGACGACAGAUUGGGACUGGAUCACAGGACGGACGGACCGAGGAUUUCCUUUCUUCCUGUGUUGUGGUUGGAUUCUGCUCUCUGAUUGGAGGAGAGCAGCGUGGCCUCUAACCCGGGUCACUAAGGAGGGACAGGGGCCGCCCCCGCCCGCAGACAUGAAGUACAGCUACCCCCUUCCCGGGACGUACUCCAGCAGCGCGCAGUACACCCCCACCCAGUACACCCCCACCCAGUACACCACCUCAAAGUACACCCCCACCCAGUACACCACCUCAAAGUACACACCAGCGCAGUACACCACCUCAAAGUACACACCAGCGCAGUACACCACCUCAAAGUACACACCAGCGCAGUACACCACCUCAAAGUACACGCCCUCGCUCUACCUGCCCUCGGUCACCUCCACCGCCAGGUACACGCCCACCGCCACCUACGGCUCCUCCCUCUGCAGCCCCUCGUCGCACUACGCGCCGUCCUACAAGUCGGCGGCGGCGGCGGCGUACGUCCCGUCGUACACUCGGGGCUCGCGGGGCGCGACCACGCGGCGCUCCAAGGCGCAGGACGCCCCCCCGCCGCCCGCCGCCGCCCCCGCGCCCGCCGCCCCCCUGGCCCCGCCCCCGCGCGCCGUGCACUUCCCCAACGACAUCAUCUUCCAGGACCUGGUGCGGCGUGGCGAAAUGGAGCAGAUCGGGAGGUUCAUGAGGGCGCGGAAGGUGCGCCUCGACACGCUGUUCCACUCAGGCAUGGCCCCGCUCCACGAGGCGGUUCUGACCGGUAACCUGGAGGUGGUGAAGGAGCUGAUCCGCUACGGCGCCGACGUCCACCAGAGGGACGAGGACGGCUGGACGCCGCUGCACAUGGCGUGCAGCGACGGCUUCCCCCUCAUCGCCAGCUUCCUGCUGUCGGCGGGGGGCAGCCGGGAGGCCCAGAACAACAACGGGGAGAAGCCUGCCGACCUCAUCGACCCCGACUACAAGGAGCUGGCCCAGCUGUUUGAGACGGGCUGUGUGUGACUCCCGACCGGCCCAGAGCCGCCACUGGAGGAACAUAAAGACAUUGUCCCUGCAGAGAGAGCGUCAGACUCUGAACCGCGCUCUGCGUACACCUGGGUGGAAGCGGGCGGCUUCACACCGUUGACAGAUUUAAGAUUUGUAAAGCCUUUCCUUUUCUGCUUUUUUUUGGUUGUAUUUUUUCUUCCAGGGUUGUUGCUUUACAGGCAUUUAUUUUUUUACGAAGCAGAAGAUUAUACAUAUUCUCUCUGAUCUGUUGCCAAUGCCUACCAAGACGUUUCAGGUACUCAGCUAUGCCCCCCCCGCCCCUCCAAGUCUGUGUAGAAGGCUCUUGCAUUGGGCAGAAUGUGUCCUUUUGUCCGUGUUAUGUCUCCUUACUGCUGGGCAGAGAGGUAUAGCAGACUAGUAGCAAUGCACUCGGAACACUUUGACUACAGCCUGCCUUCCCCCUGGGCAUUAUACUGUCAUUGUGCUUUUUUGUCUUUUCACUACAAUUGUUGUUGUGUUAUAUAUAUGAGGCAUAUACAUUCAUGAUAAAGUCAGUAAUGAAAGUCUUAUAUAUUGAUGUUCAAUAAUUAUUUUUGUACAUGUUUUCAUAAAUAAAGACAUAUUUUAUGA